Molecule: messenger RNA, 1431 nt
Organism: Symbiodinium natans
Lineage: Eukaryota; Dinophyceae; Suessiales; Symbiodiniaceae
Source: the annotation of a GenBank genome assembly
AUGGUGGCUCCUGCAGUGGCUCCGCUUCCCAGGGAGUUCGCUGUUAGUUUGCACAUGGUCCACAUCAUCUUCGGUCUGUUUGGUGCCGUUUUCGUCUUAAUUUCUGGUUUCGACACGGCGGGUCGCACUGCUCUCACAAAAGGAACUUCAAUGAUGCUUGUAUUCAUGGCGACUAUUACCUGGACGUGGUGGAUAAACCGUCAAGGAGUCUUAUAUUGGAAUCUGGAUUCAGUUCCUUUCUGGAAUGCCAACUGCUCGGCCGAGAAGCGGAACCGGACGGUACACAUACUGAAGAACAUCUCCAUAGUUGGAGCGCUAACAAUGUUGCAGCAGAUGGCAAAGUAUGAGUCGCAGGAUUCCCCGGGACGUCCAUCGUUUCUGGAAGGCUUGGUUACGGCCUUGAGGCCUUGGAGCUUUGCUGGCAUCAUUGGACCUUACCUGGUGCUUCUUGCAGUUCUCCGAUGCCUUCUUCACAUCGAGCUUCCGGGCUACACGGUCGUGUUCGCUCUGGUGAUCGCCUUGCUAGCAGUGCAAGCAACAGCAAAUCUCGUGAACUCGUACAAGGACUUUGAAAAAGGAAUUGACACGGCAGAGACAGCAGGCGACCGGACUCUUGUGGAUGGUCUUGUUUCUCCUAUGGUGCUGAAGGUGCUGGCUGCGAUUGCCUUGUUGUGGUGGCUGUCAUUUUUCUUGUGGUCUGUGCUGGCUACGGAAUUCAACCUCACAGUACUCAGCUGGGCCACAGUUGGCACCUUGCUGGCCAUCGGCUAUACAGCAGGACCUGCUCCUCUCAAAUACAUAGGUUUGGGUGACCUGACCGUAUUUAUUUGCUUUGGUCCCGGCGUUAUCUCCUACUGCUCCGUGGUCUUGGUGGGUGGAGUCAUGUGGCAAGCGCUGCUCUUGACCGCGCCGGCAUCGCUGUAUGUAGUUGGCAUCUUGCACGCAAACAACUACAGAGACAUUGACGUCGACAGACGAGCAGGUGCAAAAACUGUGGCGAUACUGCUCGGCCCUAAGGCUUCGCUGACUUACUACGAUGGACUACUGCUGGGAGCGCAUGCUCUAGCACUUCUUUUCGGCUGGAUUUGCGGGUGCCAUGGGGUGGCUGGAACCAUUUUCGUGCUGCCGCAAACGCUGUGGCUUUGCGUUCGUAUACGCCGACAACACUUGCUGAGUGAUCAGGAUGAGGAAACGGCAAAGUCAAUGAUGAUGUUUCUUAUCCGCACCGAUCUGCACAUUGCAUAUCGUCACCAUUCAUUUAUAUAUACAUAUAUAUAUAUCGCCACCAUAUACAUAUACAUAUACAAAUGUAUAUAUAUAUAUAUAUAUCUUUUUUAUAUACUGGGGGAAUCCUCGUGCAGCACUCCGCGUGCGCGUUCCCGUGUCUCGGGUCCUGUCGUACCCCGACUGUAUACUUGCAGUAAUGAGUAG